This is a messenger RNA of Drosophila virilis, 1555 nucleotides long. RefSeq names its product obstructor-J (gene obst-J). The record is from RefSeq and is a predicted model, not a curated record. Lineage: Eukaryota; Metazoa; Arthropoda; Insecta; Diptera; Drosophilidae. Gene Ontology annotation, molecular function: chitin binding. Gene Ontology annotation, cellular component: extracellular region.
UGUGCAUGAUGAUGAUACACAUUUUGGGAGUCGGCAAUCAUUGGGGAAUUCAUUCAUUUAUAUUGUUGUUUAUGCUGAUUAAUUAUCACGCUAGAUAAGAAAUUGUAAACAGCCGAAACGGAUCAGAUAAGGCAUAAGAAAACGUUGACUAACAAUCAGAAUUUCAUUAGCAUAAGGAAACAAAUUGUAACCCUUGUGUUAACUGGUUUCCAUCGGAAAUGAACUGAUAAAUUCAUAGCCCGUCUAGUACCAUAAAAGUAGAGCCGACAUCAAAGCUGCGAGGCAUUCCAUUCAAUUCUCCAGGCAUACAAAUAAAAACACACAGAUCCCAGAUGAAGAGCAAACUGCAACAACUGAUCAUAGUCCUAUUGCUGCAUUUGGUAGCUAUUAAAGCCACUUCUCGAAGCGACCACUUGGCCAUCGAAAGGCAGUGCCGCAAUGCGCUGGUGUGGACUCUAUUGCCGGAUGAGCAACAUUGUGACAGAUUCUAUGUGUGUACGGGUAGAAAGGAACAUAACAGAAACUAUCAGGAAUUAAGAUGUGCAGCGGGUUACCACUUUAGCAGCUAUGAGCAACGCUGCAUAAGGGGCGCAUGCUCCCAACCUGUCAGCAGAACCUGCAAUGCAACCGACGUCAACAACGUGCAACGUCUGCUGGGCGAUUGUACGCGCUUUGAGCGUUGCUCGAGUCGCGGUGAGCUAGCACUUGUCAAGUGCUCGUACGGUCACUACUUUGACGCCGAGCGACAUGCCUGCCUGCCGGUGGCCAUAACGCCAUCCCAUCAGUGCAGCUGCAUACUGCCGGAGCACUCCACGCUGGCCAAUCUAGAGGACUGUCGCAGCUACUAUCGCUGCACAGAGGGCCAGGCCGUGCUGCAGCAGUGUCCGCAGGAUUACUAUUAUGAGCUAAGGGUGAACAGCUGCCUGCUGGAUACGAGGGGUGUAUGCAAGCCCGGAGAGCCAGCGCCUCUGCUGGGCGAGAUGUUGCAGGAGUGCGACAGGGAAGGUAGCCGAUUGGUGCCGCACACUCAGGACUGCAGUCGGUAUUUUGUGUGCAUCGGCAGCCGGGCCAUCGAACUGAGUUGCCCCAAAGGCCAGUAUUUCGAUGUGCUAUCGCGCUAUUGUACAAUUGAUGAAAAUUUCCAGUGCCUCAAGCAGAGUACAGGCAGUACGCAACCUAUGACAACUGCAUCACCUGCCACGACAAAGGAAGUCAACAGCAGCAAGCAGGCACAGAAGUUGAAUGGCAAUAAGCCAGCAUUUGAUGUGAUCGGCAACAAGUUGUCAUCAAAAUUUCUGUUAGUUUAAUACUACGUGGCGAUAUUUUACUUGGACUGAAGUACCCGAAAACAACCAAUCAAACCGAAGCCCGAACUGAAUUGUUUUGGUCAAGAAUAAAACACUUUUGAAGAAGGUCUCAGCCCCAAAGCAUAAAUAACCUGGUUGAUGCCAUUUUUGGGUAGAGAUCAAAUUUAGACUUUUUAGUAAAACGGACAAUAUUUAAUUAUUUUAUAACCAUUUAGAAAAUAUACGACAAAGCAUUGCUUCAACCAAAA